GCUGGGAGAGCAGCGCCAGGCGGGGGAGCCCGCGCGCCAGAAGCCAGGCUCAGGCAACUGCGCCUCGGCAAUUUCCGUCUCUACUGCUGUCUGCUUCCCCAACAUGGCAGCGGUGGCGGGAGGCGGCACCAGGGCUCCUGGGCCGAGCCUGUCAGGGCCGCACGGCAGCAGGGACCGGACCGUGUUCCUGUUCGACCGGCGCCGGGAGCAGGGGGACCCCAAGGAGAAAGUGCUGAGCUGCGGCGAGGAGACCUACCGCGGCUUCCGCCGCGCCGUGUGCCAGGCACUCUGCAUUUCUUCUGACGAUAACUUUGUUAUCACAACCACCAAUAGAAAAGAGGUUACAGAUGACAACUUCAGUGAAAUUGUUCAAGAAGGGGUUACUUUGUAUUUGCUACAGUCAGUUGAUCAGACACUACUUUCAGCAACAAAGGAGCGAAUUGACUUCCUACCACACUAUGACACACUUAUCAAAAGUGGCAUGUAUGAAUAUUAUGCUAGUGAAGGGCAAAAUCCUUUGCCAUUUGCCUUUGCUGAGUUGAUUGACAAUUCUUUGUCAGCUACUUCUCGAAAUACUGGUAUUCGAAGCAUACAGAUAAAAUUGUUAUUUGAUGAGUCUCAAGGAAAACCAGCUGUUGCCGUGAUUGAUAAUGGAAGAGGGAUGACUUCUAAGCAGCUUAACAACUGGGCUGUGUAUAGAUUAUCAAAGUUUACAAGACAAGGUGAUUUUGAAAGUGAUCAUUCAGGAUAUGUACGCCCUCCGCCAGUCCCUCGCAGCUUAAAUAGUGACAUCUCAUAUUUUGGUGUUGGAGGCAAACAAGCUGUGUUCUUCAUUGGGCAGUCUGCCAGAAUGAUAAGCAAACCUGCAGAUUCUCAUGAUGUCCAUGAGCUUUUCCUUUCUAAAGAGGAUUUUGAAAAGAAGGAGAAAAACAAAGAAGCAAUAUAUAGUGGAUACAUUAGAAACAGAAAGCCAUCUGACUCUGCUCAUAUCACCAGUGAUGAUGAACGAUUUCUACACAAUCUCAUAAUGGAAGAAAGGGACAAGAAGAGUUUCACUGCGGUUGUCGUUACAGGUGUACAACCUGAUCACAUGCAGUACUUGAAAAACUAUUUUAAUCUUUGGACAAGGCAAUUGGCACAUAUCUAUCAUUACUAUAUCCAUGGACCAAAAGGAAAUGAAACUAAUGCUACAUUGAAAGAAGCUGGACCUUUCAACAACAUUGAUAUUGAGAUUUUGAUGUUUGAAAAAGGAAAGGUACCUAGGAUGGUCAACCUUAGAGAGAUCAAAGAUGAUAUGCAGACAUUAUAUAUAAAUUCUGCGGCAGAUAGCUUUGAGUUUAAGUCACAUGUUGAAGGAGAAGGUAUAGUGGAGGGCAUCAUCCGCUACCAUCCUUUCUUAUAUGAUAAAGAAACAUAUCCUGAUGAUCCAUGCUUUCCAUCACGAUUAAAAGAUGACGACGAUGAUGACUGCUUUGUGGUAGAAAAAGGGGCCAGGGGAAAAAGGCCUAUUUUUGAAUGUUUUUGGAAUGGAAGGUUAAUACCAUACACAAGUGUAGAAGACUUUGAUUGGUGUGCUCCUCCCAAGAAGAGGGGACUUGCACCAAUUGAAUGCUACAAUCGAAUUUCUGGCACAUUAUUUACCAACGAUAAGUUUCAGGUCAGCACAAACAAGCUUACUUUCAUGGACCUGGAACUGAAGUUAAAAGACAAAAACACUCUUUUUACAAGGGUCUUCAAUGGACAGGAGCAGCGAAUGAAAAUUGACAGAGAAUUUGCUUUGUGGCUCAAAGACUGCCAUGAGAAAUAUGACAAACAGAUAAAAUUCACACUAUUUAAAGAAAUAAUUACACGUACUGACUUGACCUCCAAAAGAAUGCAAAGUCCUUGGGCUACAUAUUCUGCAAUAGAGUGGGAUGGGAAAACGUACAGAACUGGACAGUUGGUGAAAACAAUUAAAACUCUUCCAAUAUUUUAUGGAAGUAUCUUGAAAUUUUUUCUAUAUGGAGAUCAUGAUGGGGAUGUGUAUGCUACAGGAGGAGAGGUUCAACUUGCUCUGGAACCUCAAGCAUUGUAUGAUGAAAUAAAAAUUAUUCCAAUCUCAAAACUUGACAGAGCAAUGUCUGAAAAAGUUGUUAAAAAAUACAUUGAAGAUGAAAUGGCAAGAUUUCCUGAUAGAUUGUCAGUAACGUGGCCUGAAGGAGAUGAGCUCUUACCAAAUGAGACCAAGCUUGCUGGUACACCGAUAGGAGCAUUAAGAAUUGAAAUAUUGAAUAAGAAAGGAGAGGCAAUGCAAAAACUUCCAGGUACAAGCCAUGGAGGGUCAAAGAAACUGCUUGUUGAACUAAAGGUUAUUUUGCACUCUCCUGUUGGGAAUAAGGAAAUCAUUUCUCACAUUAGUCAACAUGGGGGUAAAUGGCCUUACUGGUUUAAGAAAAUGGAAAAUAUUCACAAACUUGGGAGCUACACACUGAAACUGCAAGUCGUGUUGAAUGAAAGUAAUGCAGACACUUAUGCAGGAAGGCCUCUACCAUCUAAAAUAUUUAAAUUUAAUAUUGUAGAGGGGAAACCAGAAAAAUUUUCAGUGAGUCUUUUGGAUCCUCCAUUUCGAGUUGGAGUACCUUUUAAUAUUCCUUUGGACUUGCAGGAUGAAUUUGGUCAUCCCACACAGCUGGCAACUGAUAUUGAGCCAAUUCUUGAAGCUAGUGGUUUGACUUUACAAUAUGAAGAAAUAAGUAGAGGAACAAAUUGCGUCAUUAAGGGUGUCACUGCUAAAGGCCCCGUGAACAAUUACCUGGGCAAGAAUUUCAAUCUGAAGGUUAUUCUUCCUGGUUUGAAAGAAGAUUCACAGAUCUUGAAAAUAAGAUUAUUGCCUGGCCCUCCUCAUCAAUUGAAAGUGAAACCUGAUUCUGAAAUGCUUAAGAUUGAAAAUGGGACAUCUUUCCCCUUUCAGGUUGAAGUGUUGGAUGAAGCAGGAAAUAUAACAGCACAGCCAAAACUGAUAGUUCAUUGUAAGUUUGUAGGUGCUCCAAAUCUUCCUGUGUAUGCCGUGGAUUGCAGUAAUGCUGGGACAAAUAUUUUAACUGGACCAGUUGUGCAUGUACAGAAUAUAAAGAAAGACCAGAUGCUCAAAGCAAGGAUUGAAAUACCUAGUUGUAAAGAUGUGCCACCAGUGGAAAAGACUAUUAAACUGCUCCCCAGUAGCCAUGUUGCAAGACUACAGAUUUUUAGUGUAGAAGGAGAAAAGGCUAUUCAAAUCAAACACCAGGAUGAAAUUAACUGGAUUGCAGGGGAUGUCAUGCAGAACCUUAUCUUUCAAAUGUAUGAUGAAGGAGAAAGAGAGAUCAUCAUAACUUCAGCUCUAGCAGAAAAAAUUAAGGUUAACUGGACACCCAGGAUUAACAGAGACCAAAUGAUUCAGGGACUACUGCCUGAUGUCAAAGUACCAACAUCUGUAAAAGAUGUGCGUUAUUGCCUAAUUACAUUCCAUGAUGACCAUGUAUCUUUGGAGAGUGCAUUUACAGUCAGACCACUUCCUGAUGAGCCUAAACAUAUUAAAUGCAAAUUAAAAGGACCAAAUACAUUACAGAUGGGUGAAGAGCUACAAAGUGAAAUUGAUGUGAUGGUUACAGACCAGUAUGGGAAUCAGAUUCAGACCCUCUCAGCCGCUUGCAUAAAUUCCUUAGGAGUUUCUGGGAAUGGGCUGGAUAAAUCAAAUUUGAAAACUAUGUGGCAGGAAAGUACACAAACCAUGGCAGUCAAAGGUAUUAGGUUUUAUCCAGGUCCUCCUGGAAGCAAAGAACUGUGUUUUGCUUGGCGUGAAUUUUCUGAUUUUCUCAGAGUAAAUUUGACUUCAGGACCUCCAGUUAAACUACACCUUAUGGAUUGGCCAGAUUUAGGGGAGCCGAUUGCAGUAAUUAAUGGCAGAGAACUGCAGAAGCCUCUGAUAGUUCAGCUCUGUGAUCAGUGGGAAAAUCCAUCUCCUGAACCAAAUGUCAAAAUCAAUCUUGUAAAGGCUAGCAACUUAAAGAUCAUUCCUUCAAGCCAACAACAUAAAACAGAUGAAAAUGGUAGGGCUAAUCUGGGAAUAAUUAGUAUUCAUGCACCCAGGGGAGAGCAUACGUUACAGCUUAAAGCCUCAUACAACAGGAACACAUUAGAUUGCCCUAUAAUCAAGUUCAAUGUCCUGCCUGACCCUGAGAAACCUGUAUGUUUGAAUGUUAAGUAUGACAAAAAUGCUUCUUUUGCAGCAGGAAGUACCUUCCCUGAUUUUAUGGUUAGUGUAAUUUCUGAAGAUAGCAACAUUAUUAAAAAUAUUAAUCCAGGCCGGGUUUCUAUGAAAAUAUGGGAAGGACAAAGCAGUGGAAACAGAGUACCAGCUAAUGUUACAACUCUUGGCUGUAGUAAAGUCAAGGAUGGCAAGGAUGAAGGCUUCUUUUACUUCAGGGAUAAAAUGGUUCCAGAGAGAGUGGGAACUUACAGCAUCCAGUUUGCUUUUGCGAUUGAUAAGACAAAUAUACUCAGCAGUGAACAGAUUAUAAUUGAAGUGGUAGCUAAUAUUCCAGUGCAGUUGCUACCAGAAUCUCUACCAGCUACUCCUGUAGUUUCUAAUGUUCGAACUGUUGCCAGCCGGACUCUGAUCAAGGAUUUAUGCCUCCAUAUAAAGGAUGAAUACAACAACCGUACAGGAAAUGAUUUGGUUGGCAAGAUAAUAGCUGCAAUUAAGAGUUCCAGUGAAGAAGAUACAGAGAUCCCAGUCUUUCAGGGGAAAGUUAAAACAAUUGAGUUUCCAUUUAACAGAGGAUCUGCUGAAAUCGUUAAUCUAGUGCUGGCAGAAAAUAGCCCUGGAAGAGAUAGCACUGAAUAUAUUCUUGAAUUUGAGGCAGACUUACCAGCUUUGGCAAAACCUCUGGAACCAUACCGUCUAUCAUUUAUGUUUUACAAUGAUUUUAAGAAACAGCAGCGGAUGGCAACGCUUACAAGAGAGAGAGAUGAACUAUCUAAGUCAAUAGCUGUAUACAGAAAUAUGUUUGAUACCACUGAGCAGCUUAUAACUGAAAUUAAAUAUCAGGUCCAGGAAGCUGAAACAAAACAAUCUCACCUGAAGAAUGAACUGAAAAAGCAUCAAAUUGAUAUUCCACAGACAAGCAUAUUGCAAUAUGUUGAUUCUCUCAUAAAACAAAAGAUGUUGGAGCAGGAAGGAGUAAAGAAAUCUCCAAGAAGAGCAUGUACCCUUUCAAACUAUCCCAAAGACAAUCAGGAUAUUUUAGGGAAGAUUGCACAUUUAGCACAGAUUGAGGAUGACAAAGCAGCGAAGGUCAUCUCUUGGCAUAUGGCUAGUGAUAUGGACUGUGUAGUCACCCUAACUACUGCUGCUGCUCGUCGUAUCUUUGAUGAAACCCAGGGUCGACAGCAAGUCUUGCCUCUUGAUUCUGUUUACAAGAAGACUCUCCCGGAUUGGAACAGGACUUUACCUCACUUACGAAAUGGAAGAAAUCACUUCAGACCUAUUGGAAACCCUGUAUUUGCCAGAGAUUUGUUAACAUUUCCAGAGAAUGUAGAGCAUUGUCAGAUAGUGUUCGGGAUGCUCUUAGGUGACACCAUCAUUAUUGACAAUUUGGAUGCUGCCAAUCAUUACAGAAAGGAGGUUGUAAAAAUCACACAUUGCCCAACAUUACUGACUAGGGAAGGAGAUAGAAUUCGCAGCAAUGGAAAGUUUGGAGGCCUUCAAAAUAAAGCUCCUCCAAUGGACAAACUCAGAGGAAUGGUAUUUGGAGCACCAAUGCCAAAACUUUACAGUGCUCUUUCUGGACAGAUAGAUCUUCUUCAGCAAUACCGUACAGCUGUGGUCAAACUGCAUAGUGCUAAUCAGGAUCUUCAUUUACAGUUACAGUCCCUUAAUACUCCAGAGAUGCAAAAGAGAAAACAGGAGCUUGCUGAACGAGAGAAAAGUCUCAAGCUAAUAGAGGAGAAACUGGGCAUGACCCCAUCAGGUAAAGGCACUGAAUCAUUACUUCCGCUAGAAGCACUUGAUAUGUCUGACAGUCCCACUCCUCCCAAAAGAAUGAGAAGAUAAACAGUAAAAAAAAUUAUAUAGUUCAGAAGAAUAUCGCCUCUCCUAUGAAGAAGCAGCAGCCAGUGCAAACCUCCAUAGCAGAAUUGAGUGGGACCCUACGGAAGGGAAAGGCAUAGACCAAUCAGAUUUGGUGGAAAGUAAUUGUGUAUUGAAAAAUGUAAAUAAGCUCUAAUUUUUUGUAAAGUUAAUUUUUAUUUCUAUAAAAGCUUCCAGAGUUUUUAGUUUCUUGAAUGUGGAAAAGCUUUAAAAUAUACCCUUGUUUAUUUAUGCAAUAAAAUUGCUGCAAUACAAAGAGCACUGCAAAUACAAUAUGUUGUGGUGAUUUAAGGCUGCAGUAAAUGUAAUUAAAUAUGACUUUAAUUUUGAAAGUGUCUUAAUAUGUCUUGGAUAAGAGGUAGUUCUAGAUUGCCCUGUUCAAGUAGUUGAAGGAAGUCAUAAUUCUAAGGCAAAAAUUAUAUGGAUAGAGCAACAGUACAUUGAGAUUCAACCAAAGCAGAGUCCUUAGGCAGUUGACUUCAAACAAAGUCUAAGGUUCUGUCCAAGGAGUGGAAAUUAAGCAUUUGUGUACCUCAGAUGAUAUCAACAGAGGAGGCAAGGUUUGUCUUUAGCCACUAGACCUAGAACUUACAUUGAUAGAAGGCUGUAUUUCCAUAGUAUGGCUUGACAAAGUGAGAGACUUCAUGGGUGCCUGUAAAAAUCUUCUAUACAUAAAGCUGGAAAUUACAUUGCUGGUUGUGAUCGCCAGGCAUUUUUUUGUUGAUAUUUUAGUGAUAUAAACUAUUAUUAUUAUUUGCUUUACUGCAGCCCCUAUAAUGUGCUGUUUGCUUUCUGUGCAAUUAGGAAUAGAGUUCCUGCUCCAGAAAGCAAACAGUACAUGACAAGCAAUAGACAGUGGGUGGUGAAGAGAAAUAAAUAUACAGUGAAAGAAUUUUUUCAGAUUGUCCGCUGUUCCCAGUCUAUGUAGCCAUUGUUAGUUAGCCAGUUUCUUUUCAGCAUCAUGAUGAGAGAGGGAUGGGAGGCUAUAGAAGGUAGUGGCCUUACAAAUUCUGAGUUGAGAUCCAAUGCAUGAGAAAUGACAUGGAAGAAAGCACAAAGACAGUUUUAAGAGAAGCACACAAACAGGGCAUGGAGUCUGGUAGCUUCAGCUGAGGAGAGAGGAUACAUGGAGAUAUACCUAUCUCGUAGAACUGGAAGGGACCUUGAAAGGUCAUCACUAGCAGGACCAAGUACUGAUUUUGCCCUAGAUCCCUAAAUGGCCCCCUCAAGGAUUGAACUCACAACCCUGGGUUUAGCAGGCCAAUGCUCAAACCAUUGAGCGAGCCACUGAAUAGGACAAGCCAGAGAUAUGAAGGAGCUUGAAAGUGAGAACCAGGAGCUUGAAUUUGGAACAGUUGGAAAGUAGCCAGUAGAGAUAAUUGAAUGAGGGAAGACAUAAAGGCGAGGAAGAAGACCAUAGCAGCUGAAUUUCCUAUGGACUGGUGGGGGACAAUGAGUAUCAAAGGCCUGAGAGGAACAGGUUACAGUAAUCAAAAUAGGAUAUGGUGAAUGCCUGGAGAAAAAUUUUACAUAUGAAGACAGAAGUUAACGUUUUGAAAGUGUGUAAGCCUUACUGACUUUCACUAUAUCACUUAGCUGCUCUUGAAAAUUUUACACUGAAAACUCUGGAACUUAAAAAUGUUUUGGAGGAUGAAUUAAGAUUUGGGUAUGCCUUGGAUGUGUGAGGCGAAGGAAGGGGAGGAGUCAAAGAUGACCUCCAAGUUCUUCAGUUGAGUCACAUGGAUGGUGGUCAUGUGGUCAAUAUAUGACAAAAUGAGGAGUACUGGGCAGGAGGCAGGGGGCAUGAGUUCAGUUUUGGCCAAACUGAGUUUAAAUAAUUGGAGACAGGCUGAAGGAUACAGGUCAAGAGUGGAAAGGUAGAUUUGUGAGUCAGUGUAACUGUAUGAUGAAGAUUUAGAUGAAGCCAUGUGAGCAACUGAGAUUACCUAAAGAAAGGAUGUUGAAGGGAGUGAAAGGAUCAAGAAUGGGGUCCUGUGAGCUACACAAGCCUCAACAAAUCCAUUCCUGAAGUCAAACUUGAUAUUGAGAACCCAGGUUUCUUCACUACCCGUGGCAGUCUUCAGACUGUAACAUUGGAGACAUUUAUUUAUUCUCACUCAGCAACAAGGAAGUUAGAUAGCUUUUUAGACUGAAGCAUACUGUGCAACGCUAUCCAGGAGAGUAACAUUGCUCUCUUUCUUAGCUGAACUAGAGUAAGUUGGGAACAAAAUGAGCAACUUCAGGAAAAGCACCCUUUUCAAUGAUCUUGGAGAAUGCUGGUCAGUGGUGGAUAUUUUGUGAGUGACAUUUCUAAUUUAAAAAAAAAAAGACUUAAGUACAGAACUUAAUGAUCCACAUUUAUCUGUGGAGUUAUUCCAGGCAUCAGUUUGUUCCACUGCUUAUUUUUCUUUUUAAAAAAUCACAUAUAUUAACUGCAGCAAUAUAAAAUUAACUACAAGUGUAAUAAUAAAAAGUACUUCCAUCUGGUUAGAGUACCAGCCACCUCACAUUUAAUGGCCAUCAGAAAAAUAGGAACUAAAGGUAAGAUGCAUGUCUGCUUCCAUAUAAAUUUCAUUCUAGCCCCUAAAAUACAUAUAUUGAAGCACACCAGUCCAUUCUCUCACACUGCUUUUUUGUGUGUUUAUACGGUAUGUAUAAUUUAUUAGAACUAGGAAAAAUUGCACUGUACGUUGUUUUCUUAUGAAGUUAAAUAGCUAUUUAAUAAAAAAGGUUUGAAUGUUCAUGUAAUUACACAUGUAGAUAAUAAACAGACAACUGAAACAAUAUAGCUGUAAAAUAUUUGGUUUAUUCAGGACUAUUUAUAAUUAUAUAGUGUGAGUCCCUUAAGAGAAGCAUAUCCCAUGACAGGGGAAGAGCAGCCAGAUUCCAAAGAGAAAAUUGGACAAGUCUUGUAGUUUGGACAUAUCAUUAGCUUCUUUUUAGUAUGUGUGUGAAAUGGGGCACCAGAUGGCAAUGGUAAUCACUAUACUGAUUAUUUUAUUUGAGGCAAGAAGAAAACAAUAUAAACUAGUGUGAACUCCUGUGUAAUUUAGGCUAAAGAAUGUCACCCAGUAAUUUCUACAUCAAACCCACAACUUCUGUUGAUGUUUAGCAUAUCUUUUAGAAAUAUAUCCAGUCUUGACUUAAGGACUCCAAGUGAUGGAGAAUCUACCAUGUCCCUGGGUAAGUUGUUCGAAUGGUUAAUUAUUCUCCCUGUUAAAAAUUUGUACCAUGAUUGUAGUCUGAAUUUGUCUAGCUUCAGCCUCCAACCAUUUGAUUUUGUCUUUU
This is a messenger RNA of Mauremys reevesii (Reeves's turtle), 9397 nucleotides long. RefSeq names its product structural maintenance of chromosomes flexible hinge domain containing 1 (gene SMCHD1). Gene Ontology annotation, molecular function: ATP binding; protein binding. Gene Ontology annotation, cellular component: chromosome. Bases 104 to 6073 code for a protein of 1989 amino acids. The transcript is spliced from 48 exons. Lineage: Eukaryota; Metazoa; Chordata; Testudines; Geoemydidae. Gene Ontology annotation, biological process: chromosome organization; double-strand break repair. The record is from RefSeq and is a predicted model, not a curated record.